AUGCUGCUCGGCGCCAAGCUCCCCGGCCCCACGCCCUUUGAGAAGCGUCAGGCUCUCCGACGCGCUGCUCGCUCGCCUUUUGCCAUUUUCGUCAAUUUUGUUGCCUUCCCCAUCUUCGCCCUCGCCUUGUUGUGGAAGUUGCUCAGCUAUGACCUCGACUGCUUGUGGCAAGAGUGCAGCUCUGUCGAUUAUCGAGCCCACAAGAUCCUGAAGAAAAAUCCCUUAAUAGAUGGCCACAAUGACCUGUUGAUCAUGAUAAGAGGCCUUUACGGAAACCAUAUCUAUGAUGCAGACUUCAGCAACAAGUUUGAAAAAGGUGGCUUGGAGUAUGACAUCGACAUCCCUCGCCUUAACGAGGGAAUGCAGGGCGGUGCUUUCUGGAGCGCCUUUUUGCCAUGCCCCACAAAUGUUUCUGAUUUCUCAGACGAAGCUUAUGCACCUAUUGUGAAAGCCACGCUCGAGCAACUGGAUCUUUUCCACCGCCUCGGUGCAAGAUAUCCCAAGUAUUUCACGCCUACUCCUAAUGCUCUGGCAGCUGAGUACGCUUUCAAGAAAGGCCGAUCCAUCAGUCCAGUCAUUAUUGAGGGCCUGCACCAAAUUGGCAACUCUAUUUCUACCCUCCGUCUUUACUACCUACUCGGCGUUCGAUAUGCCACGUUGACGUGGAACUGUGAUAACAUCUACGCAGACGCCGCUUGUAGCACAGACGACAAGGGCCGAACUGUCAAGUCUAGCCCUCGAUGGGGCGGUGUCAGUACAGACGGCCGUAUGCUGAUCGAGGAGAUGAAUCGUAUGGGCAUGAUUGUCGACCUCGCGCAUGCCAGCGUCGACACGAUGCGCGAUGUCCUAGCUGGUUCGCUAGACAGAGCGUGGGGCGGGAGCAUAGCACCGCCGAUAUUCAGUCACAGUUCCGCCUAUGCCAUAUGCCCCCACCCUCGCAAUGUCCCGGACGAGAUUCUGCACCUCGUCAAGAGGCGUAACUCGCUGGUCAUGGUCAACUUCAACCCUGAAUUCAUCUCCUGCGUCGAAUCAGAUUCCCCGACAGGAAUGCCGGAACUUUAUGAACCGAACGUGACCCUUGCGCAAGUCGUUCGGCAUAUAACGCAUAUUGGCAACUUGAUCGGAUAUGAUCACGUCGGCAUCGGCACGGACUUUGAUGGCAUCGAAGACACGCCGAGGGGUUUGGAAGAUGUGAGCAAGUUCCCGGAUCUGGUGGCUGAACUGCUGAGGCAAGGUGUCAGUGAGAAGGAUUGCGCAAAGAUUGUAGGCAGAAAUCUGAUAAGGGUGUGGAAGGAGGUGGACAAGGUGGCGGAGCGGCUGCAGAAGAUGAGACUGCCACUAGAGGAUGAUAUCGGGAAGCUCUUGACUGAGGUUUAGAUGGUUGAGAAGGUUCCCGGCAUGUAAAUAUGUACAAGGUAAAUAGAUCAUAGAUAGAUCAUGGCAAAGGGAAUUUUGCCAUCUGGUUGGGGCAAUUGGGGGUUUUACUGAGUAUAGCUCAGUCUCGUCGCCUGGAGCGCGCGGCUUUAUGAACGACUUCACGU
Aplosporella prunicola CBS 121167 is the source of this 1541-nucleotide messenger RNA. RefSeq lists its product as uncharacterized. The record is from RefSeq and is a predicted model, not a curated record. Gene Ontology annotation, biological process: proteolysis. NCBI's taxonomy places the organism in Eukaryota, Fungi, Ascomycota, Dothideomycetes, Botryosphaeriales, Aplosporellaceae. Gene Ontology annotation, molecular function: metallodipeptidase activity. The transcript has 3 exons. The coding region runs from base 1 to 1377 and encodes 458 amino acids.